ACAGCAGAAUGGGCGAUGUCGGGAAUGAUUAAAAAUCCGAGAACCCUGAAGAAAGCACAAGCCGAGGUGAGACGAGUCUAUGAAAGAACAGGAGAAGUCAACGAAUCAGACCAUGAACUGAAGUACUUGAAGUUAGUUAUCAACGAAACUCUAAGAUUGCACCCUCCUCUACCUUUGCUACUUCCAAGAGAAAAUUCUGAGAGAUGUGAGAUUAAUGGAUAUGAGAUACCAGCCAAGACCAAAGUGAUUGUUAAUGCAUGGGCAAUCGGAAGAGACUCCAACUACUGGAACGAAGCCAAUAAGUUCGAUCCGGAGAGAUUCAUCGACAGUUCAAUCGACUACAAAGGGAUAAACUUCCAAUAUAUUCCGUUUGGUGGUGGAAGGAGGAUAUGUCCAGGCAUGUCAUACGGAAUGGCUGUUGUUGAGCUUACCCUCUCACAAUUACUGUACCAUUUUUAUUGGAAGCUUCCUAAUGUAAUGAAAAAUGAGGAUUUGGAUAUGACUGAAGCAUUUGGUGUCACAACUAAAAGAGAAAGACAUCUCUACCUGAUCCCCUUCCCUUACUACCCACCAUCUUGUAUUUGA
This is a messenger RNA of Hibiscus syriacus, 585 nucleotides long. RefSeq names its product cytochrome P450 71D10-like. The record is from RefSeq and is a predicted model, not a curated record. The transcript has a single exon. Gene Ontology annotation, molecular function: oxidoreductase activity, acting on paired donors, with incorporation or reduction of molecular oxygen; heme binding; iron ion binding. The coding region runs from base 16 to 585 and encodes 189 amino acids. Lineage: Eukaryota; Viridiplantae; Streptophyta; Magnoliopsida; Malvales; Malvaceae.